AUGCAUCGCAAAGUCCUUAUUCUGUGCGUGCCACUCGUAUGCUUCUUGUUAGUGUCAACGAGCUUGUACCUUGGUCGCGAUCACAUAACUCGAUUAUCGGAGGCAUACCUACCUCUCUACGCACCAUCCCUUACGAACACAUCUACGAAAACAGCUCCCUUUCUUUCAGAUCCAACAACGACAUUGACCCCCGUUGAAGAAGACACAGCUUCAUACUCGAUAUCGACCGCUAAUGCUUACACAACAAGCACUAUCAAGCAGGCUACCACAUCAACAAUAUCAUCUACCACUUCCGCAACACCCACAAAAUCCGCCAUACCCAUUGCAAAUGGAUCUGUUCUCUCUACCGAACGCAUCACUCCUUAUAUCCACGCAAUACUUGAUCCCGCAUCAAAAGAGCGCCCACGGCUCCAAUGCCCUCCCCUAUACACCAAACGGUACAAAAGUCUUCAAAAGAAGCACACUACCAGAGGAAGCAAGGGCGAUGAACACACUAUUGACUUCUUUUUCGCUCUCAACUUGCGCGAUGUCGUAAAGCUUCUGCCUCGUCUGAUGGGCAGCAUUGUCGAAGCGAUACAGUUCCUCGGCCCUGAGAGAUGCGCUCUCUCAAUCGUUGAAGGCAAUUCUCCCGAUGGAACUGCCGAUGUUCUUGUUGCUUUGCGCCCUUUUCUGGAAGAUCUCGGUGUCACAUACUUUUACAACAACUCAGCAAUUAACCCAUCCAAGGGGGCACGAAUCCGCAAGCUUGCUCAAUUGCGCAACUUGGCCCUUGAGCCGCUCUUCAAGAACAAGGUUCCAGCGACAGACGAGACUACGGUUCUCUUCAUCAACGAUGUCGCCGCAUGUCCCGAUGAUCUACUCGAGCUUGCUCUUCAGCGCCGCAAUCUCAAUGCCGAUAUGACCUGCGCUAUGGAUUUCACCUAUGCCGGGCCUGAUCCCACGUUCUACGAUGUCUGGGUCGCGAGAACACUUGCCGGAGAUACCUUCUUUCCUAUUCCCAAAGACGGAUCCUGGGAUAAUGCCUGGGAUCUGUUCAGAGGAAACCGAGAAGCCCGAAUGAGAUACGACGCCCACCUCCCCUUCCAAGUCUUUGCAUGCUGGAACGGCGCAACCGCAUUCACUGCUGCACCAAUCCUCCACGGCUUGCGCUUCCGCGACCCCAAAAAGGACGAGUGCUUUCAAGGCGAACCACAACUAUUCUGCAAGGAUCUGUGGCACAAGGGCUACCGCAAGAUUGCAGUCGUGCCCAGCAUCAGCCUCGAGUACACGGACGCGAGAGGCAAAGACAUCAAGAAGCUCAAGGGCUUCACGAAUGAGGUGGUGAAACACAUGGAGGAGGACAAAUCUCAUAUCGAAUGGCAAUUCGACCCGCCCGAGAAGGUCAAGUGUAUGCCUUCUUUCGACCGCCAAUCAUGGCUUCCUUGGGAUGAAUCAAUAAACAAUAAAGCGAUAGAUUAA
This is a messenger RNA of Fusarium sp. VM40, 1458 nucleotides long. Lineage: Eukaryota; Fungi; Ascomycota; Sordariomycetes; Hypocreales; Nectriaceae. The record is from the annotation of a GenBank genome assembly.